Pangasianodon hypophthalmus (striped catfish) is the source of this 1879-nucleotide messenger RNA. RefSeq names its product adenosine kinase a (gene adka). Bases 185 to 1264 code for a protein of 359 amino acids. NCBI's taxonomy places the organism in Eukaryota, Metazoa, Chordata, Actinopteri, Siluriformes, Pangasiidae. Gene Ontology annotation, biological process: purine ribonucleoside salvage. The record is from RefSeq and is a predicted model, not a curated record. Gene Ontology annotation, cellular component: nucleus; cytosol. Gene Ontology annotation, molecular function: adenosine kinase activity. The transcript has 11 exons.
UGUAGAAGGGUUUGUUUCGUACCCUGCUUAGUGUGACUAUGUAGGGCUCAUGGGAGGAUUUAGGAAGCGGCUAAUUUCACCGCGCUUUCUACCUCUAUUUCUCGUUGAGAUUUGCUCAAGCAAGGUGGUAGGGACGUGUUUUGGUUUUUUUUUUUUUGUAUUUUAGUAUACAGUUAGGUAAACCAUGGCUACCGGAGAGCCCAAAAGCAAGAAAAUGAAACUUGAGGAAAAGACGGUCAGUCAAAAUGCUCUUUUUGGCAUGGGAAAUCCCCUACUGGACAUGUGUGCUGUGGUGGACAAGGAUUUUCUUGACAAGUACAGUCUCAAGCCAAAUGACCAGAUUUUAGCAGAGGAAAAACACAAGGAAAUGUUUGAAGAUAUAGUCAAGAAGUUUAAAGUGGAGUACCAUGCUGGCGGUGCCACCCAGAACUCCGUGAGAAUUGCCCAGUGGAUGAUUCAGAAGCCCCACAAAGUGGCCACCUUCUUCGGCUGUAUCGGCAAAGACAAGUUUGGAAAGAUUCUGAAGCAGAAGGCAGAAGAGUGCCAUGUGGACGCCCAUUACUACGAGCAGAGCGAGGAACCGACAGGGACCUGCGCAGUCUGCAUCACUGGAGACAACAGAUCUCUUGUUGCUAAUCUGGCAGCUGCCAACUGCUAUAAGAAAGACAAACAUCUGGACCUGGAGGAGAACUGGAAGCUGGUAGAAAAAGCAAAAGUCUACUAUAUUGCUGGUUUCUUUUUGACCGUGUCCUUGGAGUCGGUCCUGAAGGUGGCGAAGCAUGCCUCGGAGAACAACAAGAUCUUCAGCUUGAACCUGUCUGCUCCCUUCAUCAGCGAGUUCUUUAAGGAUUCCCUAAUGAAGGUCAUGCCCUAUGUAGACAUCCUGUUCGGCAACGAGACGGAGGCUGCCACGUUCGCGCGCGAGCAGGACUUCAAGACAGAGGACAUUAAAGAGAUUGCCAAGAAGGCCCAAAGCUUACCCAAGUCAAACAAGAAAAGGCAGAGAAUCGUGGUGUUUACCCAGGGCAAGGAGGGCACAAUAAUGGCCAAAGGCGAAAAGCUGGAGAUGUUCCCCGUCAUAGAGAUUGACCAGAAAGAUAUUGUGGACACCAAUGGAGCUGGAGAUGCGUUUGUAGGAGGUUUCCUGUCUGAGCUGGUGCAGGAUAAGUCUCUGGAGCAGUGUAUCCGAGCUGGACACUAUGCUGCUAACGUCAUCAUUAGACACUCAGGCUGUACAUUUCCAGAGAAGCCUGACUUCCACUGAGAGACGAGUGAACUUUGCCACCCCAGUGUUAUGGGAAUGAUGCCUUCCUCUCAGUGUUUAAUUGACUUUUUUCCUCUUCCUUUGGUCCUGUGUUCUCUCUUUUCCUUCUCACAUUCAGACUUCUGUGCCUCUGCCUCACAGCAGCCAGUCCCAUAGCAUGAUGCAAUCAUGCAGACCUUUUACUUAAUAACAAUCUAAUGUUUACAACAGAAGCAACAGACCUUUCUAUAAAUAGAAAAAUUGUUUUUACUAUAUAUUUUUUUUUAUUUCUGUUCCCUGUACUUCAGACAUACACAGAAGUCAUGUGCAAUGAUAAUGACCACUUUGUCUCUAUCUGAGCAAGACAGAAUUGUGUAGUUUUUUUAAACACCUGCCAGAGAAGCACAGCCUUAAUGUCUUGUUUUGGAGGGUUGUGGGUUAUUUUAGUUCAUUUCAUCAAGUGUUUUUAAAGGCCAGUCUCGAGCUAUUUUGUGCUCACUUUUAAUUUUGUUAUAAUGACGAACGAAUAUGCAUGCAUGUGUGUAUAUGUGAUGUGUGUGUAUAUGUGGUGAUACAUCUACACAGUCUCUCUGACUGACAAACUGACAAAAUUAAAAUGCAUUGCCUUCAUCACAA